Molecule: messenger RNA, 1509 nt
Organism: Metarhizium acridum CQMa 102
Lineage: Eukaryota; Fungi; Ascomycota; Sordariomycetes; Hypocreales; Clavicipitaceae
Source: RefSeq, a predicted model, not a curated record
AUGAUUGGAGUGCCGGCAGAUCCAAGGGCUGUCACACAUGGCGUCGUCGCAAGAAGCGGUUCCGGGGAGAAACCCAAACAAAAAGCCCCCUGGCUGCCCAUGUAUUCCAAAGACGCGGGCAUGGUCAAAGUCAAAGUGGCGACAUCAGACUCGCUGGCCGUUGCGGCCCGGGAGCAGAAAUACCUCCGCAUCUUCUGGAACGACUACUUUCCCAACGGGCUGUUCUCUGACUGUGCUGCACUUAAGGUCUUAUUCGGGUUCGGUGCAGAGAUGGAUGCCGUCAACUCCAACCUGGCGAGUUGGUGGAGGCACAACGACAGCCAGCUUGCCUUGAUCCUUCUUCGCGGGCCGCACUCGUUUCAGCACGGCCCGGCUCAUACGCUCUUUAUCGAUGCGCGAUGUAAUACGCCAGACUGGAUCACCAUACCAUGGAUGUAUUGUAACAAGUCCAUUGGGGACAGAUUUGUCAUUGUUCUCGUGCACUUGCCUGGCGUAGUGGAGGGCAUGGGCAUUGUCCAAGAUGCUGCGUCCAUAGAUCUUGUCGAAAAAUGGAAGAAGAAAGCAUUCGAAUCGUGCUUGAUGCUGCGAAAAGCAAUGCAAAUGUGGGAGCUCGACAUCGGCCCCGAGCUCGAGAGAUUCGACUACACCGUUUCUCCCACGCCGUUGAAACCGCCGUUCACCGACCGCGAGGUCUUACUUUUGCAUCUGAGCACGCUUUUCUGGGCCAUCUCCAUGGCGGUAGACUCCUCUCUGGGACGUCUGUACGGACAGAGCCUUGAGUCCAGUGCCUUUGAAGCGGACACUGGAGCUGGCGUUGGCACAAAAGAUCCCUUGCCGACCCCAACUUCUGUUGACGAAGCGAGACGGGAAUUUGAAAGCACUGACGCAGGCCUGGGCAUGCUUCCAAUGUACGCGUUCAAGAUUGCCCACUCUAUACCGCUCCUGUUUGAGCGGGAAUCAGGGGCUUUUGGCUGUAAUGUCGCGCUGUUCCCGUUGCUGUCGGCGUGGCGCUUUUUCGCAACGACCGAGAUGCCCGUUUUCGAGUCGGGGACCGUAGAUGGUAUAUUCUGCAUCUCGACGAAAAUGUGGUCCACGAAACUUCCCACCGCUCAAUUCUCGCUGCGCGCCGGCGCCGUAUGCACACGACUGGUGCCGCUCACGGCGACGCGGCCGUUCUCAAUGAGCGCAUCGCUGGACAUGCCCAAGAAGAAAGCAGCGGCGGCGGCGUCUUCUUCGCAGAGCCACAAACCGCACCCUACAGAGUCGGAGGAGGACGUCAGCGCCGACCGAUCGCCCGUCGACCCUCUUCACGCGCCGAAAACGGUCGAUAGCCAGAGCAAGCCCGCGGGCGCGCAAAAGGUGAAGCCAUCUCCGAGUGGGCACAAGCAAAAGACGACGUCAAAAUACUUGCGUGUUGGUUUCGCCGUGGAUGAGCCCAAGAUUGGGGAUUUUGAUCUGGAUUACCGAGUCUCUUACGUGCUCGCCAGACGGGGUUGGAACAAGAAGUAG